AUGGCUUGGAUUUAUCUUAUCCUCAGUGUUAUCAUAAGUGUGGCCCACGCCCAAACAGAUGCUGAAGAAAUUCCCUUUGGAAGUCCCAUCACAUUACCACCAGAGCUUCAAGCCAAAAUAAAUGAAACCGAUGUGGAAAAAUAUAAGACGCAGUACUUAGAACAGUUUAAGAAGAAAUGUGAACAAAAUGGCCAUCCUGAGAUAUAUGAGAAAGCACAAUCAGCCGCUACCGACGUCAUGGCUUGCUUCAACUCUUUGGUAGACAUGGAGGUUCUGCAGCAGGAAAUUGAAAAUGCUAAGCCCACUGGCGAAGUCGACGAAGUUUUCAAAAAAUAUUGCUCGAAGACGCCUCAGUUCAAGAACUGUUUCCGAAACAUGACCGAGAUGGUGAAGCCUUGCUUCUCAGCCGCUGAGCAGAAAAACUUCAACGUUAUGUACAACGUUACGGAACAAUUAGCCGACUUCGUAUGCUUUAAAGAGGGUGACAGAAUUGCACUGUUCAUAGCAGAAGGUGGUAAGGAAUGUUUCCAAGACCAGCAGGACGGCAUACAGGAGUGCUUCAGCACAGUGUUUGAUAACAAGACGGAGGCGAAUUUACAGAACAUCUCCGUCAGCGGCAUCAUGGAGCUUGAAUUUAAGGAGAAGCAGUGUGACCAGAUGACUAGUCUACAGAAAUGUGUAGUCAGCACUUUAGAGAAGUGCCCCAAACCCACUUCAGCCAAUAUCUUGGACUCACUCUUCAACUUCAUCAGAAAGGCAACCCCUUGCAAACAGUUCGUAAAGGCACCUGAAAAAACCCCGGCCAGAGGUCGAACCACCGAAGAGAAGAAGAACGUGCCGGGCGCUGCAUCAGGCCUAACUGUCACAGUCACAACACUGUUAACGGCUCUAAUUGUGUCGUUACUCAUCUAA
Molecule: messenger RNA, 912 nt
Organism: Spodoptera littoralis (African cotton leafworm)
Lineage: Eukaryota; Metazoa; Arthropoda; Insecta; Lepidoptera; Noctuidae
Source: the annotation of a GenBank genome assembly